ACAUGGCCGCCGCAGACCCGUCGGAGUCUCCCACACGACAGAAACACCCUGCGGAGGAUGUGGAGACGUGUGCGGAGAGGAGCCUGAAGCAGAGAGACGAACCCACCCGGAGCGGAAGCACCGAGAGCCGCCACGAUGAGCGGGGAGUCGCUGCGGGCGAGGACCGCGGCGGUGUCGCCAGCCAUUCGGGGGUUAGUGUCUCGUCCGGUGCUGGAGCAGACAACACGACAUGUAAUUCACCAGAGGACCAGAGGACGGCCGGGAAAAUGGCCGAGGUGGCGGGGAGCAAGCAGCGGGCUUUCGACUGGUCAGAAGACGAGGACGGAGAGGAGGAGGAGGAGGAAGAGGAGGCGCGAUCACACAAGGAGGAAGAUGAUAAGAGUGACCCCAGUAAUGUUACAGAGAGGGCUGAUAAGGUGCAGCAGGAUGCACAUGUUGAUGGUACUGUAGCCGCUGAUCCGAAGGAGGUGCCUGAGGAGGAGAACCCACAGAGCAGCACAGAUAUGGUGCCUGAGGAGCAGGGGAGCACAGAGAAGGUUCCUGAGGAGCAGAACUCACAGACGAGCACAGAGAAGGAAGUGCCUGUGGUGCAGAACUCUGAGACGAGCACAGAGAAGGAAGUGCCUGUGGUGCAGAACUCUGAGAGGAGCCCAGAGAAGGAAGUGCCUGAGGAGCAGUUAGGAGACGCAGACGGGACGGAGGACGCGGUUGAAGACGAGGAGGAGGCAGACCGAGGGGAGGACGCUGAUCUGGCAGCCAAGCCGAAAAAGUGCCGUCUGGUGUGUAAGGAGUGCGGCAUGAGGUUUAACCGCCGCGAGACUUUCAACCUUCACCGCCACUUUCAUGCGCACGCGGACGAGCUCACGCCCCUCACCUGCAAAGAAUGCGGCCUUACCUUUCAGCACCGCAGCGGCCUCAUCAAACACAAGAAUGAACACAAAGAGAAGGAGGAGGAACUUGUCACUCCAAAGAAGGAGGUGCAAACGAAGGAGGAGGUAAGUGUUCAAUGUGCAGAAUGUCGAAGGAUCUUCUCCACAGUGGAUAAGCUGAGGGACCACAGCUGCAUCAAUACAGUCGAAUAUCCUUACCACUGCCCCCUGUGCCGCCAAGAUUUCCAGUAUAGGAUGUCUAUCACAAAGCACAUGAAGAUCCACUCCCAGGAGAGCAUUUUUACGUGCCAGGAGUGCAAUAAGAGCUUUCCAAACACCACCGACCUGCGCUAUCAUCAGCGAUGUCACACCGCCCUCAAGCCCUAUGAAUGCCCAGAGUGCGGCUUGGUUUUCAAACACUACUCUGUCAUGGAAGACCACCGUCGCAAGCACACGGACAGCGCACGCUCUCACCUGUGCACCAUCUGUGGCAAGACCUUCAAGUAUAGCAGCCUCCUCCAUCAGCAUCAGUAUCUCCACACGGGCCAGAAGCCCUUCCGCUGCCCUGAAUGUGGUAAAACAUUUGCCUUCGCCCAGAACAUGAAGGCACACUGCCGCCAGCACAGACUGCGUGAAACCAGCUCCCCCAUGGAGCAGCCCUGCAAGCCGAUGCCAGUGCCAGUACAGGAGGAAGUUAAGGGCCUAGGAAAAGAGAAUUCCGACCAGAGUGAGGAAACAAAACGCACAUUCAGAUGCCCUCUUUGUUCCGAGGCCUACAGCUCACCAGCUAACCUAAGAGCCCACAUGCUCAUUCACGAGGCCGAGUAUGAAACGCUGGACAGAAUACCCAAACCCCCAAAGGACAUCAACAAGCACUGGGAAAAAGGACACGCAUGUCCACACUGCCCCUGUGUUUAUCGUGAUGAAUCCAGUUUAAAGAUACACCUGCUAAGUGUCCACAAGUUGGUAGCAUAUUUAAAAAAGAAGUCCGCACCUCCAAGAAAUCAAGUGUAUCUGCAAAGAAGUGAUAAUGUGAAGGUGAAAUGGAGAAGCGAUGGCAUAGGUAUUGAGACACACAAAUGUUCUGAGUGUGGAAAAACCUUUCGCCAUCGCUCAGUGUUAGAACUGCAUAUGCGCAUACAUUCCAAGGACAAGCCUUACCAGUGCAAAGAAUGUGGCAAAAGCUUCAGAUUCAGUAGCUACUUGCAGCAGCAUGUUAUCAUUCAUACUGGCCAAAAGCCAUACAAAUGCCCCGACUGUGGGAAGGACUUUGCCUUCCUGCAGAACAUGAGAACCCAUCAAAAGCUGCAUCAGGAGAAACCAUUCCGCUGCACCAACUGCCGCAAAGGCUACAGCGACGAGACCCAGCUGCAGCAGCAUAUGCUGUCGCACAAUGGUGACAAACCUCACAAGUGUCACAUGUGUGAUAAGAGCUUUGGGUUGGCCUAUCUCCUCCGUGAUCACAUGAACACACACACAGGAGAGAGACCUCAUCAAUGCGACGAGUGUCACAAAACCUUCUCCUGGUUUAGUAGCCUGCUAGUUCACCAGAAAAUUCACACUCGCAAGCGCCAAGGUUUCAGCCAGUAUAAUUCUCUGGCGAUGAGUGCUAGGAUGAGAGGAAGGGGUAGCAGGGGGAGGAGAGGGGGGAGGUUCAUGUUGGGCUGGUCCAGACCGUUAGGAGGCUCAGGGAUGCUUAAUUCUCAGCCAACUAAAUUUCCAGAUUCUGCACUAAGUGGCCCUGAGUUGCACAGCAGGGCAGAGCAGCAACAGUCUUCCAUGGUCUCGUGGAACAUUGAUUUACCAACCAGGCAGAUGAAGGAUCCCUGGACGUUCGAGCUGCAACCUCAGCCGGUGCAGUGGACGGUGGACGGUGGAGAAGUCAUGCCUGUCCCAUCGUCACAGCAGCAACAUGCAGCUCCACGGCAAGCGCAGAUUGAAAUCCCGCUGCAGGCAGGUCUGCAGCAGAGGAGUCCAGGCUGGGCCGACAGCCCUCUGAUAACUCAUGCAGGCCCGGCAUCGGCUCCGAGCUUAGAGUCGUCACAAGUGAAAGAGAGCACAGCUUCUUUUGUCAGGUCCCACCUGGCAUCUGUGCCAAAAAAAUCCAUUCCAUUAGCAGUGAGUGAGGUGGAGCAGCACAGGCAGCCCAUACCUAUUACAUGGAGCAUGGCACCCAUGUCCACAGUGGUAGCUUCCACAAGCUCCCUGCAAAAUGAUUUUUCUAUUCCCUCCUACAUCGAUGGGGCGGCUCUGUGGAGCAUCAGACCCUCUGCAAAUUCACCAAGCAUUCCAAAUCAGCUUGCCAGCCAGCGCGGGCCUCAGGCUUAG
This is a messenger RNA of Limanda limanda (common dab), 3197 nucleotides long. RefSeq lists its product as uncharacterized. The transcript has 3 exons. Lineage: Eukaryota; Metazoa; Chordata; Actinopteri; Pleuronectiformes; Pleuronectidae. Bases 3 to 3197 code for a protein of 1064 amino acids. The record is from RefSeq and is a predicted model, not a curated record.